CGUCGCUCCUGCCAGAAAAUGAGAAUUUACAGAGCUUUCGGUUUCCGAACCUUCAAACAAAACAGACCCACGAACCUCGGCGCCGUAAACCAAGGUCAGCUAUCUACAUGUCUUUGUUCAAUCUAUCACUUCGAAUCUUCUCCACAAACUUUAGACCAGCCUUCGGUCCCUCCCCUAAACAUCGAUAAGAACGUCGAACAGUUCUUAGAGAAAGUAAUCUUAGAUUCUCAGUGGCAUUCAAUCGAACGGGGUUCUUCUUCAAAUCUCACUUCAUCUGCGAUUUAUAAUGCUCUUUAUGAGCUCCGCGGACAGCCUGACACUGUUCUGGCGUUCAUUGAGAAAUUAGGUUUUGAAUGCCUCGAUGUCAGAUGUCUUUGCUUCGCUGUAGCUGUAGUCUCUGGCCUUCCAUCGCCGCAACCUGCUUGGCAGCUCUUGAAGAGAGCUUUGAGUGACGGUGUUGCAACGAACCAGGAGCUUUUCGACGAGUUAGUGCUAGCUCGCGAGAGUUUGAGCUUGUUGAGUUCAAUUGUUCUAGAUUUGCUGAUUAGGUCUUGUUGUGGAUUGAAUAGAGCAGAGCAAGCUCUCGAAUGCUUCUACUUGAUGAAGGACCAGGGAAUUCUUCCCAAGAUUGAAACUUGUAAUGAGUUAUUGAGUUUGCUUUUGAAAUUGAAUAAGAUAGACACGGCGUGGGCUCUGUAUGCUGAAAUGUUCAGGUUGAGGAUUCCAUCCACUGUCAUCACGUUCAACAUAAUGAUUAAUGUGUUAUGUAAGGAAGGGAAACUGAAGAAGGCUAAGGCUUUCAUCGGACACAUGGAGAGUUUGGGCUUUAAACCAACUGUUGUGACUUACAACACUAUAAUCCAUGGGUACUGUUCUAGAGGCAAACUUGAAGGCGCUCAUGAAAUAUUUGAUACUAUGAGAAGUAAGGGUAUACAACCAGAUUCUUACACUUAUGGUUCUCUCAUUAGUGGGUUAUGCAAGGAGGGAAAACUUGAAGAAGCAUCAGCUCUAUUUGGCAAAAUGGUGGAAGAAAGGCUAGUUCCUACUGCUGUGACGUACAAUGUGUUAAUUGAUGGAUACUGCAACAAGGGGAACUUGGUGAUGGCCUUUAAGUACAGAGAUGAGAUGGUCAGUAAAGGAAUAAUGCCAACUGUCUCCACUUACAAUUUGCUGGUUCAUGCCUUGUUUAUGGAGGGUAGGGCAGCCGAAGCAGAUGGUUUUAUUAAGGAAAUGGGAGAAUGGGGCAUUGCUCCUGAUGCAAUCACAUAUAACAUCUUGAUAAAUGGAUACUGCAAGGAAGGGAAUGCAAAGAAAGCCUUUGACCUCCACUCAGAAAUGUUAAGUAAAGGGAUUCAUGCUUCAGCAGCAACCUACACGCCUCUUAUCUAUGUUUUGAGCAAGCAGAAAAGAAUGCAAGAGGCGGAUAACUUAUUCAAGUUGAUUGUAGGUAAAGGAAUUUUCCUCGAUGCCAUAAUGUUUAAUGCGUUGAUUGAUGGCCAUUGCAUCAAUGGGAACAUGGAGCGUGCUUUUAUGCUAUUGAAGGAGAUGGAUACAAGUAAGGUAUCUCCUGACGAGGUGACCUUCAAUACACUAAUGCAAGGGCUCUGUAGGGAGGGGAAAGUUGAGGAAGCUCGAGGGCUUCUCAAUCAAAUGAAGAAUAGGGGCAUCAAACCUGAUCACAUCAGUUACAACACCCUCAUUAGUGGAUGUAGUAGGAAAGGUGAAAUGAAAGAUGCUUUAACAGUUCGGGAUGAGAUGUUGGGCAAAGGUUUCAAUCCAACUCUUCUCACUUACAAUGCCCUUAUCCAAGGGCUAUGCAAAAACAAGGAAGGAGAGCAUGCUGAAGAGCUCCUCAAAGAAAUGGUAAGCCAAGGCAUUACUCCUAAUGACAGCACCUACUUCUUUUUGAUUGAGGGACUUGGCACCGGUCAAGGCUUGGUGGAGAACACUGGGUUGUAAUCCAUUGUUAACCAGCAGACUCUGAAGUUUCGACCUUCAAAAGAUCAUGUGAUGCCUUAAGAAAGAAAC
This is a messenger RNA of Telopea speciosissima, 2028 nucleotides long. Its product is annotated as pentatricopeptide repeat-containing protein At2g15630, mitochondrial-like. The record is from RefSeq and is a predicted model, not a curated record. Lineage: Eukaryota; Viridiplantae; Streptophyta; Magnoliopsida; Proteales; Proteaceae. Gene Ontology annotation, cellular component: chloroplast. The coding region runs from base 19 to 1959 and encodes 646 amino acids. The transcript has a single exon. Gene Ontology annotation, molecular function: protein binding.